Molecule: messenger RNA, 1166 nt
Organism: Tarenaya hassleriana
Lineage: Eukaryota; Viridiplantae; Streptophyta; Magnoliopsida; Brassicales; Cleomaceae
Product: GATA transcription factor 18
Exons: 2
Coding region: 114-938 (274 amino acids)
Biological process (GO): regulation of DNA-templated transcription; flower development
Molecular function (GO): sequence-specific DNA binding; zinc ion binding; DNA-binding transcription factor activity
Source: RefSeq, a predicted model, not a curated record
UUGAACCUGCCACUGCUGACCCUUAUUUCGCCAUUUUCACCACCUCUCACAUAACCUUCCAAAACAUUUAUUUCAAACUUCUAAAAUUUAGGGUUUAAGAGAGAGAGAGAGAGAUGAUGCAGAGAUACAAUAGCUCAACGCAGGGGCAAUACUGUCAUUCUUGCGGGAUGUUCCAUCACCAAGGCCAAAGCUGCUGCUACGGGAACAACGUCGGCUCGUUCUCGAUGAUGUUCUCAUCGGCGCAAAACGGCGGCGUUUUCGAGAACAACAACAACAACGAUAGCAACUGUGGCGACUAUUACUCGUCGUCGAGCGUGGACUGCACGCUCUCUCUCGGAACUCCGUCGACGCGCCUCUGCGAGGAGGACGAGAAGCGAAGACGCUCCACUUCCUCCGGAGGGUCCUCUUGCAUGUCCAACUUCUGGGACUUGCUUCAUUCUAAACACUCCUCCAAAACGGCGUCGUUUGACGUCCCCGCGUUUUCCACUUCCAACUCGGGCAAGUUCAGCCGCGGCGGCGGAGGUGGAGGAGGCGUGGGAGGCGAUCCUCUCCUCGCUCGCCGCUGUGCCAACUGCGACACCACCUCCACUCCUCUCUGGAGAAAUGGUCCUAGAGGCCCCAAGUCCCUAUGCAAUGCGUGUGGGAUUCGUUUCAAGAAGGAAGAGAGAAGGUCGACGGCGGUGAACGGCGGAUCCGCACCCGUUGCGGCCGACCACUGCCCCAGUUAUAAUUACCAUAAUGCCACGGGGAAUGGAUCGUGGGUUCACCACUCGCCGUCGCAGAGGUUGCCUUGUUACCAGAAUGCCAACGAGAUAAGGUUCAUCGACGACGUCGCCGGCGACUACCACCACCGUGACUCCGACGCCGCGCCCUUCCUCUCCUGGAGGCUCAACGUGGCGGACAGGGCUGGUAGCCUCGUCCAUGACUUCACCAGAUGAAAAACGGCUGAUAAAAAGCUGUGUUUCCAUGUGGUUUAUUAAUCAAUAGAACCAACGAAAAAGGGCAAAAGAAGAAGAAGAAGUGUAUAUCGAGAUUGCGAUGUUGAUGAUGUUUGAGUGAUAGUGACGGUCUAACUUAUGGUCCAUCUAUGAAAUCUCCUUUGGUCAAAUUUAAAUCAUAUUUAUAUUUACACGUCAAACUUUUUCAUUUUUCCUGUUUUAAUUUUA